CAGAACAUCAGAGACUCUGUACCUGGCGAUACACCUGUUGCAGUGUCUCAAAGACAGUCAGACGUCACACAUAUAAAAGCUUUCGGUUCCAGUAGAAUUUUUCUUACCAUCUCAGUUGAGUGUCGUCUCAGUUGCAGACAAAAUGUGGGAAGAUCUUAAGUAUCUGACGGGGUUCGGCAACGAAUUUGCAAGUGAAGAUCCAAGAUGCCCAGCGUCAUUGCCUGUAGGCCAAAAUUCGCCUCAGGUCUGCCCUUACGGUCUCUAUGCAGAACAGCUUUCCGGCUCGGCUUUUACUGCUCCAAGGGAAACGAAUCGUAGAUCAUGGCUGUAUCGCAUCCGUCCAUCUGUGUUGCAUCGGCCUUUUGAACGCAUCGAUUCUAAUCAUUUGACUGUCGAUUUCUCCGCCCAUCCACCCAAUCCAAAUCAGAUGCGCUGGAAGCCAUUCGACAUUCCUACCGAUGGUCAAGUUGAUUUCGUUCAAGGUCUACGAACGUUGUGUGGUGCUGGCCAACCUGCAACACGUAAUGGUUUGGCCGUUCACAUCUAUACUUGUAAUGUCGCCAUGGAGAACAAAUCGAUGCAAAACUCUGACGGAGACUUUCUGAUUGUACCACAGCAAGGGACGCUGAGAAUCAAAACAGAGUUCGGUCGCCUUGUUGUCGCACCCAAUGAAAUUUGCGUCAUUCAACAAGGAAUUCGUUUUAGCAUCGAUGUCGAAGGCCCAUCACGUGGCUACAUCCUCGAAGUCUACGACACUCACUUCCAACUGCCUAAUUUGGGACCUAUCGGUGCAAAUGGAUUGGCCAAUCCGAGAGAUUUCAAAUCACCUUCUGCCUGGUUCGAAGAUUUGGAUGUCGAACACACCGUGAUCAAUAAAUAUGGCGGUCGUCUCUUUCAGGCCGUCCAGCAACACAGUCCUUUUGAUGUCGUCGCUUGGCACGGCAAUUACGUUCCUUACAAAUACAACCUGGCCGAUUUUAUGGUCAUCAACUCGGUCGAAUUCGACCAUUGUGAUCCUUCCAUAUUUACCGUGCUGACUUGUCCAUCUGUUCGGCCAGGUGUAGCGAUUGCUGAUUUCGUCAUUUUCCCACCUAGGUGGUCCGUGACGGAACACACGUUCCGGCCGCCCUAUUACCACCGUAAUUGCAUGAGUGAAUUUAUGGGAUUGAUUCUUGGCAAAUAUGAGGCCAAAGAGGAAGGUUUUAUGCCGGGAGGCGCUACUCUGCACUCGAUGAUGACGCCCCACGGACCGGAUGCCGCUUGUUUCGAGGCAGCGUCCAAAGCAGAACUGAAACCGGGCCGAGUGGCCGAUGGGACCCAAUCGUUCAUGUUUGAAUCGUCGCUGAUGCUGGCCGUCACCCAAUGGGCCGAAGAGACCUGUUGCAAACUGGAAAAGGAUUAUUACGAGUGCUGGCAACCCCUCAAGAAACACUUCCGCAUCGCCGAACCCUAAGAAAAGAAAAAGAGUUAGAAAUUGAUGUGGCCAAGUGAGUUUCCUGCCAGUGAUGAAGAACUGUAGUCUAGAUUAGAAAUUAUAGAAUCGUUUGGAGUGGUUCAUGUUUCUCAAGUUACCUGUAUACUCGGCAUUCGGCAUGUUAAAAAUCGAAUUAAAGUUAUUCUAAAAAUACUUAAAA
Messenger RNA from Daphnia carinata, 1634 nucleotides. RefSeq names its product homogentisate 1,2-dioxygenase-like (gene hgo). Gene Ontology annotation, biological process: L-phenylalanine catabolic process. Bases 143 to 1453 code for a protein of 436 amino acids. Lineage: Eukaryota; Metazoa; Arthropoda; Branchiopoda; Diplostraca; Daphniidae. The record is from RefSeq and is a predicted model, not a curated record. Gene Ontology annotation, molecular function: homogentisate 1,2-dioxygenase activity. The transcript has 8 exons. Gene Ontology annotation, cellular component: cytoplasm.